Messenger RNA from Chara braunii, 969 nucleotides. NCBI's taxonomy places the organism in Eukaryota, Viridiplantae, Streptophyta, Charophyceae, Charales, Characeae. The record is from the annotation of a GenBank genome assembly.
CACUAUCUCCUUGGGAGGUUCUUCAUCCUCAGGACUGAUCAUCAAACCCUGAGAUGGAUGAGAACUCAGCCUAUACACUCUGACGCUCUCAAGCGUUGGAUUGAAGUCAUAGAGCAGUAUGACUUCGAGCCCCAGUACAUCAAGGGCGAGUACAACAAGGUUGCUGAUGCCUUGUCGCGUAGACCUGAUGUCUCAGGUGCGCUGAUCACUGAGUUUGGGCUUGAGGACAAUGUUACUCAGUCCAUGGUGGAAGCCUAUCGCGAGGAUCCGUUCAUAUCGGAGAUCAUCCGCAAACUCGAGGCAAAGGAAAAAGUGACUUCUGCCGAGUUUGAGUUGGUCAACGACUUGCUGUUCCUUGACAAGGCAGGGAAUAAACGUUUGUAUGUUCCUAAUAGCGAGUCUUUGCGUAGUUUAUUUGUAGGAGAAUGUCAUGAUGCCACCGGACAUUUUGGCUUUAAGAAGACUGCAGCCAAUCUGUUGCAGCGAUUCUGGUGGCCCACGAUGAUCAGAGAUGCGAAACUGUACGUGGAGACUUGUCAGGUCUGUCAAAGAGACAAGCCACGUACUCAGGCUCCUCUUGGGCUUUUGAAGCCCCUUCCGAUUCCUGAAAGGCCUGGUGAAAGCUUGUCCAUGGACUUCAUGGAUACACUGGUCACCAACAAGAGUGAGAUGAGGCACAUCUUCGUUAUCGUGGACAGAUUUAGUAAGAAUGCUAGGUUAGUACCGAUGCCGGAAACAGCAAAAACGGAGUAUGUGAUUAGGAUGUUCAAAGAGAACUGGGUCAAGGAUUUCGGUUUACCGAAGUCCAUUAUAAGUGACGGGGAUGUCCGAUUUACCAGCGAGUUGCGGAAGGCCGCCGCUGCGGAACAGGGAACAUAGUUGCAAAUGACUUCUGGGAACCACCCAGAGGCAACGGCCAAGCCGAGCAACUGAACCGCGCUGUCCAAAACCUGUUGAGGCAUUACAUCA